This is a messenger RNA of Arachis duranensis, 1464 nucleotides long. Its product is annotated as two-pore potassium channel 5. The transcript has 2 exons. The record is from RefSeq and is a predicted model, not a curated record. Gene Ontology annotation, biological process: potassium ion transmembrane transport; stabilization of membrane potential. Bases 66 to 1223 code for a protein of 385 amino acids. Gene Ontology annotation, cellular component: plant-type vacuole membrane. Gene Ontology annotation, molecular function: potassium ion leak channel activity. NCBI's taxonomy places the organism in Eukaryota, Viridiplantae, Streptophyta, Magnoliopsida, Fabales, Fabaceae.
AAGCUUUUUUUUUUUAUUUCUUCUCUCUCUCUCUCUCUCUCUCUCUCUCUCUCUCUCUCUCUGCCAUGGAGUGUGAACCUUUGUUAAGCACCUCCAAAAUCAUGGACAACCGCGAUGUACAAUACUUCGGACCUUCAAAAUCCUUCAGCGAUGUGGUAACCCUGACCCUGCAGAACACAGAGAUAGAAUCCUUGAAUCAAAAGCAGCAACAGCCGCCAUUGCCAGCUUCUUCGAAGAAGAAGAAACUGAGUCGUUGCAAAACUGCUCCAGCCAUGAUCACAAUGAAAGAAGUGAAAAAGAAAGAAGCGGAAGUUCCAAAACCGCAAAGCAGCUCGGUGAUCAGACAAGGGCUUAUCUUGCUUGUGAUAUACCUGUCUAUUGGAGUUGCCAUAUACUCCUUCAACAGGGAACGUUUCUCCGGCAUUGAAACACACCCUGUGAUCGACGCACUCUACUUCUGCAUAGUCACCAUGUGCACCAUAGGGUACGGUGACAUAGCUCCUCUGACCCCAGUCACAAAGGUCUUCGCUUGCGUCUUCGUCUUAGUUGGGUUUGGAUUCAUAGACAUACUCUUAAGCGGUCUCGUCAACUAUGUCUUGGAUUUGCAAGAAAACACCAUCCUUGCUGGCUUACAAAUGGGGUCUCCGAUUCAUCAGGAACAGCAACAAGAAGCAGGGUUCUCAGCAAGGAAUUACAUUAUUGACGUGGCAAAGGGGAGGAUGAGGAUAAGAUUGAAGGUUGGUUUGGCUCUUGGUGUGGUUGUUCUUUGCAUUGGGAUUGGGGGUUUUGUGCUCUACUCUGUGGAGGGUUUGGAUUGGGUUGAUUCCAUUUACUUGUCUGUUAUGUCUGUUACAACAGUUGGUUAUGGUGAUAGAGCUUUCAAGACUCGUCAAGGUCGCUUGUUUGCGGCUAUUUGGCUCUUGUUUUCGACCUUGAUGGUUGCAAGGGCAUUCUUGUAUUUGGCUGAAGCUAGAAUCGAUAGAAGGCAUAGAAGAAUGGCUAAGAAGGUUUUGCAUAGAGAUAUCACUGUUGAUGAUUGGCUUGCUGCUGAUAUCAACAACACUGGUUUCAUCAGUAAGUCAGAGUAUGUAAUUUUCAAGCUGAAAGAAAUGGGUAAAAUACAGGAAAAAGAUGUAAUGCAAAUAUGUGACCAAUUCAGGAAGCUUGACCCUUCUAACUGUGGCAAGAUUACACUUCCUCAUCUCUUGGGGGAUAACUCAUGACACAGUAUAAGAAGCACUUCAAUUCAGCCUAUAUCAUAACAUUCAUGUGUAUAUAUGCAUAAUUUUUCAGCAAAGGAAAGAGGAUAGGAAGCUCUGCAAGAAUUAUGCAGAUGUACCUUAUCUUGAUGUAGUGGGAGGUAUGAUUCAUGAAAUUAUUUGUAAGUAAGUUUUGUACAAAAAUAAAAAUCAAUCAAUUUGUAGAAAGGUUCUCUAGAAAGGAGAAUGCUUGAGACCCAUAUCA